This is a messenger RNA of Exophiala mesophila, 1965 nucleotides long. Its product is annotated as glutathione-disulfide reductase. Gene Ontology annotation, molecular function: glutathione-disulfide reductase (NADPH) activity; NADP binding; flavin adenine dinucleotide binding. The transcript has 5 exons. Gene Ontology annotation, biological process: cell redox homeostasis; glutathione metabolic process; cellular response to oxidative stress. Gene Ontology annotation, cellular component: cytosol; mitochondrion. NCBI's taxonomy places the organism in Eukaryota, Fungi, Ascomycota, Eurotiomycetes, Chaetothyriales, Herpotrichiellaceae. Bases 145 to 1770 code for a protein of 541 amino acids. The record is from RefSeq and is a predicted model, not a curated record.
CUAGUCGAUCACAUCAGCAUUGCACCGAGCCCACUCUCGUGCAGGACCUGAAAACAUUUCGCGAUAGAUGAACCGACGGUACAUUUUAUAUUAAAGACUACCCUGUCCUUGCGAAUACGCUUUCUUCUUGUUGUUUUGAAGGACAUGUCCUUCGGUGCUGGGCGAUAUCUCAAGCACAUCUCUGCCCCGAGCCUGCGUCACACUUUGUCGAGUUCGUCGAACCUGGCAUCCAAAGCAACCCUCAGCUCCGACCCCUCCCCCACGAGACUCGUCUCAAGCCCCGGGCCCGCACUGCGACUUGGUGGGUUAUCGCGACACUUGUCCUCCUCAUCCUCAAAGAUGGCUCCUGUUACGAAGCAAUAUGACUACAUUGUCAUUGGUGGUGGAUCCGGUGGCUCCGGCGCUGCUCGAAGAGCUAGCGGGUGGUAUGGAGCAAAGACAGCGAUUAUCGAUGCAGGCAUCUCUGGGGGAUGUUGUGUCAAUGUCGGCUGCGUUCCCAAGAAAAUGACAUGGAAUUUUGCAUCCAUCAAUGAAGCCAUCAAAGCCGGCAAACAUUACGGCUACACCACCGGCGAGGUGUCAUUUGAUUUCAAAUCAUUCGUCGAGAAGAGAGACGCACGAAUCAAGGUGUUGAACGGAGCAUAUGAGAGCAAUUGGGCAAAAGAAGGAAUUGAGCUGAUCCAUGCCACUGCAACAUUUGUUUCUGCACACGAACUCGAGAUCAAGCCCAAGGAUGGCAGCGAGGCCUACAGAAUCACCGCUCCUCACAUCACCAUUGCUACCGGUUCAUUCCCGACCAAGCCAGAGAAAAUUCCCGGAUCGCAGUAUGGCAUCACUUCGGACGAAUACUUCCUGAUCAAGCACCUGCCCAAGAAGAUGGUCUUUGUCGGGGCAGGGUAUAUCGCUGUGGAACUCGCAGGCGUGAUGAACGCCAUUGGAGUUGAGACGCACCUGUUUAUCCGAGGAAACACCUUCUUGCGAAAGUUCGACCCGAUGAUCCAGGAAACACUGACCAAGCAUUAUGAAGAGGCCGGCGUGAUUGUCCACCGCAAUCACCCAGGUAUCAAGGAGGUCAUCCAAUUGAAUCCUGGGGCAGACGAGUCCGAUCCUCGCGAGAAACAGCUGAAGAUCAUUUCCAACGACGGCUCAGAGAUCGUGGCCAAUGAGUUAUUGUGGGCUAUUGGUCGCAGUCCUGAGACCCGGGGCCUAGGCCUGGAGAACCUGGACAUAAAACUCCAAAAAAAUGGACAUAUUGCUGUUGACAAAUAUCAGAACUCAUCCGUCGAGGGUGUUUAUGCUCUCGGGGAUGUGACUGGCCAGGCCGAACUUACCCCUGUAGCCAUCGCCGCCGGACGACAACUCGGAAACCGACUAUUUGGUCCGCCAGAGUUGAAAGAGUCGUUCCUGAACUACGAUCUGAUUCCAUCGGUGGUGUUCUCGCACCCAGAAGUCGGUACCACGGGGUUGACAGAGCCACAAGCCAUUGAGAAAUAUGGCAAGGACAAAGUCAAGGUCUACAACACAAAGUUUUCGGCCAUGUAUUACGAUGUUUUCCCUCCUGAGGAGAAGAAAAAGAACCCAACCCAAUUCAAAUUGGUGACUAUCCUGCCGGACGAGAAGAUCGUAGGCUUGCAUAUCCUCGGUGAUGGUGUCGGGGAGAUGACUCAAGGAUUUGGCGUUGCGGUCAAAAUGGGCGCAACCAAGAAGGACUUUGACAGCACUGUUGCCAUCCACCCGACGAGUGCUGAAGAACUAGUCACCUUGAGGUAAUCAAAGAUGGUGUUCAUAGAGUUCAAAGAAAUGUCUCUGUGCAUGUGUGAGGCUCAGAACUAGAAUACGGCUAAUAUACAGAGGUUCUGAUGUAAAUUACCACCACCUCUAACGAUUCCUACACAAACAUAUAUGUAGAUGGGAUGAUAACUGCCUCCCAAGGUCCAUAUCAAUGCUUCAUCGCAAAUCUCCGUC